CGCAGUACAUAAAAUCUGAAUCAGUGUUAACAAAAUGGCUACACAAUUCGGACCGUUAUCAGGAGUAUUGGCGGAGGAUAUAAGUAAUGCUUCAAGAAGAAUUGCUGAAAGUCGCGACACGGAUGACAAUGUUUGUCAAGGUGAACUUGGAUCAGCAUUGAAUCAAUGGCAAAGACCAAUAACAGAAUUUGGCUCUAGCUGCAAUGCGGAGUGGGUUGUCAAGUUGAACGCAUCACCGUAUAUUGGUGAAAUAGAUUUCGGAGGAAAAGAAUGGGCACGUUCUCGUGAUGCCGUCGAUGCUGUCAUGGAAUUGCUGUUGAAGGAGUUGCGAGUAAAAGCUUCAACCGACUACGAACAUCUCCGUAUUGAUUCCUACAUUCGUCAAGGCAGUUCAAGAGAUGGCCUGAAAGUAAUCAAACCGGAUGAAUUUGAUACAGUUUUAGAGUUUCACAUCGAGGGAUUACAACUUUCAGAGCAGCACAUUUACAAAAAUAGAAAAUAUGUCCCUGGUUUUUGUUACCUCAAGGUAGACGGAAGCAGUCAAUAUUUACAGGCUCGAUUUCCAAAGCUUUGGCGGGAAAGGGUUUUUGAAGAAAAAGAUGGCACCGUUUAUCUAAGUUCUCGAAUGAUUCACCAAGGUGUAUUUGAGUCACUGAUUGACAAAUCUUGCCGCGUUAUUGAAGAGAAAAUACAAGCAAUGCAACGCUCUAGAAACGUGAAUUUUCAUAUUACCAGAAAAAUGAAUCCUCCCGCUGUGAACAUAACGAUACAUCUCGACGACGACGCAAACGAUUUGUUUAUGAGGCAAGGUCAAAUCAAAAUCCGUACUGACAUCGUUCGGGAAAUUGAUUUAGAUAUCGUUCCUGCCAUACGUUUAAGGGUUGACAGUGAUACAAAAUAUAAUGGCCGUCCUGUCAACGCGGUGAUACACGCUGUCUGCAAGUGGAAAGAGGAAGACGCGGUAAAAUCGUUAGAGUUUGCAGAUCAGAUGUUACUAUGGCAUAUUAAUUCCGCUGGCUAUGAAAGAUAUGCUUUAGAUGUUGCGAGAACAACGCAGAAACAGAAAUAUAUACUCACUGCUCUACGCAUAUUGAAGACCUACUUUACCAAAACUUUGACGAUCGCAAAAAAUGAAAACAGACCUCCGCCUCCUAUUGUCACAGUGCUGAAAUCAUACUACCUCAAGCAGAUAGCAUUGUAUCUGAUUUUGUAUACCUGCCAUCUAUACAAGGAUACGAGAGUUGAUGAUGUGGAACGAGCCUUGAUCCUUUUUGUAGAUAUGUUACAUACAAGUUUGGAGAAGAAACAUUUACCGCAUUUCUUUUAUUCAAAUUCUCAGAUUGGCAGCAUGUUCAACAAUUACCCUUCAUACCAAGAUGCUCUUCGCUUCGAUCUGUACCGAAAAAUUCCGAAUGAAUCAUUGAACCAAGCUGAGGUCUCCUAUGAAAAUCAUCUUCUACCAGAUAUUGGGUUCGUAAUGGCCGAGGCUGAUACAGAAAUCAGUACAUUAAGGUCGGCAUUCUCAGAUGAAAUUGGCCAUGGCGUCUUCUUUUAAUCUGACAUUUUGAUCAAAAUGUACAAGCAUAAAAUAUUAAACUAAGACAUUUUAAAGAAGAAAUCAGUACAUUAAGGUCGGCAUUCUCAGAUGAAAUUGACCAUGGCGUCUUCUUUUGAUCUGACAUUUUUGUCAAAAUGUACAAGCAAAAAAUGAUAAAGUUUUAAGUGUUAAAAGGAUCUUCAAGAUAAUGACUAUCAUUAAUUUGGAUUGAAUUAUUUACAUGGUAAAAUACUAAUUCAAGGCUUGAAUAAUCGAAUGGUUUAUAUAUAUAUGUUUGUGCAUGUAUUAUUUAUUAAAGUAAAUUGUAUGUUGUUUGUACAUAUGCAUAUAUAGUUGAUGUGACAAUGUAUUUAAUUGUAAAUAUGUUUUGCUCUCCAGAUAUGGAGGAAAUAAAAGUAUCUAUCUA
Messenger RNA from Ruditapes philippinarum (Manila clam), 1964 nucleotides. RefSeq lists its product as uncharacterized. NCBI's taxonomy places the organism in Eukaryota, Metazoa, Mollusca, Bivalvia, Venerida, Veneridae. Bases 35 to 1555 code for a protein of 506 amino acids. The transcript has 3 exons. The record is from RefSeq and is a predicted model, not a curated record.